GCAGUUCGGAUGCGCGUCGUGCGAGGACGGAGUUUCAGUUAGCGGCGAGCCGCUGUCGAGGUAGGGUCGUUUUGUCGCCGGUUCUGAAUUUUUUUUCCCCGAUCACACAACCGCGGCGAUUCCCUCCUUCCCGUUCGCCGUUCGGACGGACCUCCGUGUCCCGUCGUUUCCGGGGAGAUCGUAGCCAGGGUGAAGUUUGCGGAUCCGUCUCCGAGUGUGAAAGUUAAAUAGGAAAGAAAGAGGGAAAAAGAACUUUUUUUUCGAAGCGGGCAGUGAGCGACCCAAGAGCGGCGGUCCUCGGACAGCAGAGUCCGGUGAUCGGUGUGAACAGUGCUGCGUAUCAUACGUUCAUUUUCGCGAGACUAAAAGCGCGCACGGUUAUAAAUCCGUUUCGUCCGUUUUCCGUCGUCGUGUCAUCUCGCGUGGCGUCUCGGUCGGUACCGAUAUAUAAUGUGAGGAGCGGUUGGUGAGUGACAGGGACGAAUUUCGGAGUGACAGAAAUUAAACGGCUCUCAACAUGACAACGCGGUGCGGGGAAGCCUAGGAGUACGAUCGCCGCGUCUCAGAGUGUGUUGUUUUUUUCUUGCCACUCAAGUGGCGGAAACAAAGAAGCGGAGAGGCCAACGAAAAAGUCCCUUGGUCAAACGUACGCGUCGCGCUAGAUCGCGAAAUCGCGGAGCGGCAGAAAAAGGAGGAGUGAGAAAGUGCAAACGGAGUGCAGCAGCAUGACGGAGAAACGUAGCCGCUGCUGCUGCUGGCCGCCGUGGCUCGUCGUCCUCGGGACGAUCCUGGCGGUGCUGCAGCACGCGGCCCGCGGCGAGAUCUACACCGGCAAGAUGUUCUCCAGCCAGCAGAACCCGAGCGACCCGUGCUACGACGAGGACCGGCCGCGCCGGUGCAUCCCGGACUUCGUGAACGCGGCGUUCGGCGCGAGCGUCGAGGCGUCGUCCACGUGCGGCACCGGCGGGCCCACCCGCUACUGCGACGUAACCGACGAGCCCGGCGGCACCACCGGGAUCGGCCACUGUCACGUGUGCGACGACAGCACGCCCCGCCGGCGCUUCCCCGCGAAUUACCUGACCGACCUGAACAACCCGAACAACGUCACCUGCUGGCGCAGCGAGCCGCUCGUCAGCUCGCAGAGCUUCUCGGCGCCGCCCGACAACGUCACCCUGACCCUCUCGCUCGGCAAGAAGUACGAGCUAACGUACGUAAGCCUGCAGUUCUGCCCGCGCGCCGCCAAGCCGGACUCGAUCGCGAUCUACAAGUCCAUGGACUACGGGAAGACCUGGCAGCCGUUCCAGUUCUACUCGUCGCAGUGCCGCCGGGUCUACGGCCGGCCGAACCGCGCCACCAUCACCAAGGCGAACGAGCAGGAGGCACGGUGCACCGACAGCCACCGUUACACCGGCGGCGACGGCCUCGGCCCGGUCGGCAGGAUCGCCUUCAGCACCCUCGAGGGCCGACCGUCCGCCGCCGACUUCGACAACUCCCCGGUACUCCAGGACUGGGUGACCGCCACCGACAUCCGGGUGGUGUUCAACCGGCUGCACAUGCCGCAACUGUCCGGCGGGGAUCCCCAGGUGUCCCCCUCGCUCAACGGCGGCAACGGCGGGCCGUCCGAGACGGAGCAUCACGGCGGCGUCGCGGCGAUCGGCCUCGAGGAGCUGACCAAGCGGGAGCGGGAGCGCGAGGAGCAGCGGCUCAAGAGCCAGAAGAACGCCGCGAUCCUGUUGCACCACGCAGCGGCGCAGGAUCCCCUGGUGACCGCUCUGCCCUCGGUCCACCAGGUGAUCGCGCCCCACCACCAGGAGAUGCAGUCCAACGACGCGCUCGACGUCGCCGGGAUGCGGGACAUGGGCUUCGUCCCGGUCACCCUCUCCUCGACCACGACCACGCUCGCGAGCGUCAACUCGCUCAACGGCCUGGGCCCGGCCACCACCGCCACCAUGGCUCACCACUACGCGGUCUCGGACUUCGCGGUGGGCGGCAGGUGCAAGUGCAACGGACACGCGGCGCGCUGCAUCCCCGGCAAGGACGGCGAGGUCGUCUGCGAGUGCAGGCACAACACCGCCGGCAGGGACUGCGAGCGGUGCCGGCCCUUCCACUUCGACCGGCCUUGGGCCAGGGCCACCGCCAGGGACGCCAACGAGUGCAAAGUGUGCAACUGCAACCUCCACGCGAGAAAGUGCAGAUUCAACAUGGAGCUGUACAAGCUGUCGGGCCGUGUCAGCGGAGGCGUUUGUCUGCAGUGCCGGCAUUUUACGGCAGGGAGGCACUGUCAUUACUGCCGCGAAGGUUACUACAGGGACCCGGCGAGACCGAUCACGCAUCGUAAGGCCUGCAAACCGUGUGACUGCCAUCCGAUAGGAGCUUCUGGAAAGACCUGUAACCAGAGCAGCGGCCAGUGUCCCUGCAAAGACGGCGUAACCGGUAUUACUUGCAACAGAUGCGCCAGGGGCUACCAGCAGAGCAGAUCGCAUAUUGCGCCUUGCAUCAAGAUACCCAGGGUCGUGCAGACGCAGGGCACGGCUGGCGAGGAGAGCGGCGAGCACGAGGACGACGACGAGCGCGGAUACGAUGGACGAGCUGAUCAGUGCGGAAAGUGUCGCGCCAGCACGAAGAGGCUAAAUCUCAACAAGUACUGCAAAAGAGACUACGCUGUUCUGGGCAGAAUAACAGACAGACACAAGAAAAGCGAUGGCUCGCAGGCUGGCACGAGCGUAUCAGGCACAUCCUGGAUCCGAUUCACUCUAAACGUCGAUUUUAUCUACAAGAAAAACCCUAACUCGAGGAUUCGACGUGGCGACAUAUCCCUUUACGUUCAUUCGGCAGAUCUGGCUUGCAGAUGCCCCAAAAUCAAGCCAAAUAAGUCGUACUUGAUCCUUGGCCAAGAGAGUGACGGCAGUGGCCAAGGUGGACUCACAGUGACACAGAGGUCGAUCGUCAUCGAGUGGCGCGACGAAUGGCAUCGCCGAAUGCGCCGUUUCCAACGAAGGGCGAGAUCGUGCCAUUGAGAUGCUCGUACGUCGCGGAAAGAGAGGAAGAGAUAGAAAGCAAGAUGGAGAGAAAGAUAGUGAAUGAAAGAAUGAGAGAGAGAGAGAAAGAGAGAGAGAAGAGAGAGAGAGAAAGCGAGAAAGAGUGUGUGUGCGUAUAUGUAUUUGUGUGUAUGUAAGAAUGAGAGAAAGAGAGAAAGAUAGUGUGUGAAAGAGAGAGAGAAAGAGAGAGAGAGAGAGAGGGAGAGAAACAGAGAGGAAAAGAGAGAAGUCAAUCCCCUCCCAACCGUAUUCGUAGGAACCUGCAUAUCUUGAUUUCCCGACCGCGAAUACCGGUAUCGGGGGUGCCGAUUUUGUUUUGCGUAUUCAUCGGCGAUCCUACGUCGAAAGCAAGACACGAGGAAGGAAGACGAAAGGGGGAGCAGCGAUUUUUUUUUUUUUUUUCAAGACGAGCGCGUCCGCCCCGCGAAGCGACGCGAGCAAUGCACGUUUAUCAUAUAGAAGGUGCGAUCGAUCAGACGUAUGCUGAGGGAAUGAGCAAAAGCUCGGACGAUCCGUGUUAUCGUAUCGAUAAAUAUUUUUUCAAUUUCUCCCUAUUUUUCAAGUCGAUCUGAAAAGUACUCUCGAACUUCACCCUGACUUUCGCGAAGCACGUGUCCCUUGAAGAAGGAAAUACAAACUCUGAUCCAAGUUUCAUUCACUUCAACAUGGCAAUUUCGCUGUUCGGACGAACGUCUCUCUGUAGAGCAGGCGCAUUUCUCGAUGUCUCGAUUCACUUCUGACAUUUGCUGCGCGACAUUUCUCCGUGACAAGCGAUUCAUUGAACGGCAUGAAUCUUUGAUGGCACGAUCGCCGUUCGCACCCCGAUAAAUCGCGCGUCCGUGGGAAAUGUCGCGAGAUUAAAUGCGGGGUCGAAUUUACGCGACAGAUUCAAUUACUCUGGAAUACCGCGUACAUUCAACGGCGAAUAAUCGCUUGAAUAUGUUGUCGUAUUUCUGUUACCGUUAAAUGACUACACCCAAAUCGGGAUUUCGCGCGGAAGACAUUCACUUCCGCGUGUCAUAAUGCUCGUAGCGCGGCCACUGACGCGAUCAAUAGAAAUUGAUGGUUUUAAUUAAGUUGCGUGCAACGAUAUUCGACGAUGCGGAUUGCGCAUGAAACGUGUUAUUAAUAUCGCGCUAUAACACACAAAAUAAUCGAGCCCUUUCGGAACGAUCGCGAAACGCUCCUCCGACGCUUCGAUGGUAAUUCAUAUUCAUCAACAUCAAUUUGCUAUAUACAAAACGCGGACGUGUACAGAUUGUGCGCGCGAUACGAUGCGAGAGCGCGCGGUGAUGUGUACGAACAGAGCGCGUUAAUGCAUCUAUAUUAUUGGAGGCACUAUCAUUAAAGCCUAAUAGAUUCGGCAAAGCGAAAUUAAUUUCGAAAAUCGCACGCGUCGCUGAUGCACGAUGUCUUUAAUCUUGUUCGAGCCCUUUUACAUUGUGCUCAUGAGAACAGAGGGUUGAAGUAAUGAUUGGAAAAGGGACGCACACCAGCAAAACUCCCGUUUGAAGGAAAAAUUUAACCCACGCUUUUGUCUCUUUUUUUAUAUGCGCUGAGCCCACUUACGUUAGCGAAACUGUAAUCUAGAGUAUCAUUCUAUGAUGUAGGAUUGAGAUCAGAAUUUUUUUUUUACUUGUACCUUUUUCUAAAUCCGUCUCAACUUUACAGUUCAAGUUUUAUUUCUCGGGGACAAAUUGCUGACGUACUAAUUAGCUUUCGUAACUUCUAACUAAUUUUGUUUUGUUAUGUUAUUUUAUUCAAUCCUCUUUCUCGAAAGUUGUCUCAAGCCCCGCGCGUAUAUUCAACGUGUAUGAAGAACAGUUAUGUGUAAAAUUACGCGACGUAUGACCGCAAAUUAUGCAUCGCGGCGAUCUUUCGAUGUCGCGGAGUAUAGUAACAGCGAGGUGAAGGUACGUGCGAUAAUAUGUACGCCUCGACUUUAUUCCUAAGAAAACCGCGGCACACCUGCUACGGAAGCAUGAUUCAACCGCGUCCAGCACUAGAGGGCUCGUAUCGCCGUCGGUUACUAAAAGGCUGGCCUCUCCCGAGUAGAGAGACAAGCGCAAAAUGCGUGCGCGCAUGUACCACGUCUAGCCAUUUCAAAUCUGAUUUAUUCGCGGCCGUCUUGUGUCUUGAGAGCCGGUGCACUUGGAGAAAGUGGGCGUGAGAGAUAGAAACAGCGCGAGAAUCCAAUGAAAGAGAGAGGGGGGGGGGGGCAAAAGAAGAAACGAAAACGGACGCAAAGCAAGUAGAUAAGUGGAGAUAUGUUCGGACAUAAAAUAUAUUUAACCGUUAUAUAUUAUCAUUAAGGGUAUAUCACACCUCGGAAUCUGAGGAGCGUUAUCGUUCUCAUCGCCUUGCUAGAAAGCUAAUGUGACUCUCGCUUAUCCGGCGUUAAACAUACAGAAUAAUGAAUCAAGUUCUUCAUUUCUCUUUGAUCAUCUUGAAGAUUUUAUUUUAGCAGAAAGAGAUUUUUUAUUGUAUUGAAUUUAUGUUGUAUUGAAUAUGUUUAAUGUAAUGUUAUAAGUAUCUUAACAAUAAAUUCUCAAAUUAUAAAUUUAGAGUGCGAAAUUUAAAAAAAUAAUGUUUAUUAUCUCUUGCGCUCAUUUUUCCAAAAAUUUUUAAUUAUCAAUUACCUAUGAUCAAAAAAUGAUUUGUUUUUCGAUAGAAAUUAAUUAUAGAAUCUAAUCUAUUUAAAUAUUACUUGAACUAUUAAAAUUUUAAUGACAAAAACUGUAUCAACGCCUGGAUAUCAAAUUCACCGACAGUUGCACUAUGUAGGGUUAAAGAAUUUUUGCCUGAAAGAUAGAAGUAUUUAUAUUUUUUUUCCGCCAUAAAGAUAAUGACCUACAUUUUUAGUAUUGUUGAGUAAUAUUUACUAUGACAAAAGAUUUUUAAACGCCUAGAAUCUUUAUUGUUUUAUUUGACUUUUUAACAAUCUUCCGCAUGCAAACGUAUUAUCUAAGAUUUGUACAUAUCAACGCGAGAGCGUGAAAUAUCACUCUACUUCUGCAAAUUCAAUGGCAUUUGAAAUGCUUAGGUGUGUUGAUUUGCUCGAAUUGAGUGAAUUUGGUGAAAUCAUGUGGAAGCUCGUAUGACGUCGGUUCGUUCGUAAGAUAAAUCGACCUCGACGCACUCGGUUCUAAGAUAUUAGGAAUUCGAGGCGUAUAACGAAUUUAAGUCGUCAACGGGCAUCCGUUUUGCUCAGCUUAAGCACUGCUUCCAGCGGGAGCAAGAUGCGCUCAUCUAAAAUUGGAACGUAUGGCAUUCGCGUCGAGAGACGGAUACGCAUGUCGCGUUUAAUCGAAAGUGAUGUGCGCAGGACCACGCGUUUCGCAAAUCGUUCCCUCGACUGAGCAGGCGUGACAAGAAACCGAACAGCGGGUGUCUUUAUUAAAUGAUUUAUUCGACGAGAUAGAUAUAAAUGUCUCCUUCAACUCUUAAAGUUCUGUACAUAAUGUGUUUGCCGUUAUUUAUAUAAACUUAUCUGGAUAAUUAACUAGAUGAAGAAAUGACUUUACCUUAUUUUUAUUCAGAUAUUCAAAUGUACAUUAUUUCCAUCUUUAUUUUUAAUAAAA
Molecule: messenger RNA, 6619 nt
Organism: Monomorium pharaonis (pharaoh ant)
Lineage: Eukaryota; Metazoa; Arthropoda; Insecta; Hymenoptera; Formicidae
Product: netrin-1
Exons: 7
Coding region: 726-3017 (763 amino acids)
Molecular function (GO): protein binding
Source: RefSeq, a predicted model, not a curated record